Dinoponera quadriceps is the source of this 4144-nucleotide messenger RNA. RefSeq names its product methyltransferase-like protein 22. The record is from RefSeq and is a predicted model, not a curated record. Lineage: Eukaryota; Metazoa; Arthropoda; Insecta; Hymenoptera; Formicidae. Gene Ontology annotation, biological process: protein methylation. Gene Ontology annotation, molecular function: protein methyltransferase activity. Bases 1358 to 2209 code for a protein of 283 amino acids. The transcript is spliced from 7 exons. Gene Ontology annotation, cellular component: nucleus.
UCGUCCGCCGUCGAGCCGACGCUCGCCGAGCUCCACGCGGAGCUUUACUCGUCGUUGCCACACCGACGCGGUGAUAAGCGCCUCGCGAAACGUCAAACGAUAACAGUGCGCAGAGAAAAAUGCGUCAAAAUGGCGUCCCACUUGUGAGAGGCGAACACCGGCAGUUCGACGAUGCGGUUGAAAGUGAGAAAGGAAUUAGUGAACACGUGUACCGAAGUCACACCUGCGUGGCUGAGGCAAGGACGACGUGACAAACACAGCUGACAGGAAUGUCGCAAAGCAAAGGUGUAUGUCAAGACUUGACCCUUCGAGGAAACACGCGACGAUUAUUCGUUCGAAGCAUAAUCCUAACUGUAAAAAUCAAGCUUGUGAAGAGCAAAGCGUCGAGAUGACAUAGGUAAACUUUAGAGCAUCCUUGACAUGUACGGUGGCUCCUGAUUUGUUGAUCUUCGUAAUUCUCAAGAAUCCUAAAAUUCUCAAAUUCAAGUAUCAAAACUCAAACUCUACAAACACGAGGAAUUAACGUAGACGCAAGUUUACUGUGUUUAUAAAAUAUGCUCUGAAGUAUUGCACUUUCCAGACCACAACAUAAAAAGAUAGCAAAGUAUCGUGUUGUAUACAUACUUCUUACAUAUAGUUGUUAUUUUUUAUAGAAUUAUUUUAUGCUAUGUAUCACAAAGUUCUCAAAUUCUGAAACGAUGAAACCUCAAGUAAUUGAUAGGAUUACAAACGGAGGUCUCGGUAGAGCAUGACGUUUAACUCGAGAGAUCCGCGAAGAGAGACGUACUAUAGAAUCUUAAUAUAGGCAACAAAACGCGAUGGCAUAAUAUGACGGAUUAUGUAAGUGUCGUUAAAUGACGAAUUCCCGAAAUAAGUGCCGCCACGAGGCUGUAAUACUGCUCGGUGGCGAUACGCCUCGUUAUCGGCAUGCGUCGCGCGUAACGGAGCUGUUUCUCCCGAUUUAUUUUCGUGCAUUAAUCUCCGAAUACUCGGCACACCGAGACGUUCCGCGACAGUCCAUACCACGAAUCUCGGUUAUUGACUAUAUUUAUGUACAAGCGUGGAUUAGUCUUGUCCCUUGCAUGUUAUAAAUAGAAUAUAAUAAGAGCUUAAGACACUAGGGCACUUUGCACGGUGUAUGUGUGUGUGCGCGCGUGUGUGUGAUGUAAAGCUUCCAAACUUCCGAAUGGUACAUACUGAUUUGAAACAAACGAAAAGACAAAAAAGAACACAGUGAACUCUGCCGACGAUAGACGUACUAAUCGGAUCAAUCAAGUUGCGUUGCGUUAAUUCCAAAAGCCGAUCAGCGAGAAACGAGUUUGUCAAUAAUAGAGUAUUUCCGUUCACUAAGAUAACAAUGCACAAAGUAACGUCGGAGAUAUACACGGAAACUAACAAUAUCUCCGAGAAGCUUGACAACGGCAACGCGGUCACUAAGUUCGCCUUCAAAUGCCCGUCUUACAUGAUCGACCCGACGUCCACGGGCGGGACGUUCAAGUACGACGAUGAUGACGACCUGGACGUGGACAGAGAUAAAGAAGAGACACUCGUGAUAGAGCACAGCGAAUCGACGGAGCUUAAUUUGGUGGGUUUGCAAGUGUGGAGAGGCGCUCUUCUGUUAGCCGACUACGUCUUAUCGCACCCGGAUUUGUUCAAAGAUCAGAUAAUCUUGGAACUGGGAUCAGGAGUCGGCGUGACCGGUAUCGUAGCGAGCUACUUAGCCAAAAAAGUCAUCUGCACAGAUAUCAACGUCGGCGGUAUAUUGAGCCUGAUCGAGCGGAAUUUCCAGCGGAAUCGCGCGUACGUCAGGUCUAGUUAUAAUGUGGAGGAGGUGAAUUUCCUCGACUUGGGAUGGUCGAGGAGAUUAGAGGAGAGAUUGCAAGAAGCAAAUAUUGUACUGGCUGCGGAUGUAAUUUACGACGACAAAAUCACGGAUGGAUUUGUCCGUACGUUAUCGAAACUUUUGUACAUGAAGAAGAAAAAGACCGUUUACGUCGCUCUGGAGAAGAGGUACGUGUUUACUAUUGCCGAUUUGGACACAACUGCACCGAUGUACGAGGAGUUUCUACGUUGCGUCGAGAAGUACAGGAUGAACUGGUCUGUAGAUUACAUAAGUAUAGAUUUUCCGCGCUACUUCAAGUACGACCGAGUUCAACAUUUGGUUUUAAUGAAAAUACAAAACAAUACGAAGUCUAUUGCGUAUGCGUAGCAAGCAACUUACGUCCCUAAUAGCGUACGCGAAUCGUCCCCUCAUCAUCAUGGUGACACAACACGUGAAAAUAUUACACAAAUAGAAAGAACAUCGGAACUGUCGGAUCGAGAAAUCGAUGAUAGCUCUCCUUAAUAUGUGCACUUAUCUAAUGAAAUACAACAUCACAAUUGACGUAAUUUAUAGACAAAAAAAACAGCAGUCUCUCUCUAUUUUAAAUAAAUCACCUCUCGGAUAUAUAAGACUCGUCCUAAAAAAAGCUAGGAUAUUUCUUCUCUUUUAUUCGAGAUCCUCUUGUUCGACUCUUACAUCAUCCCACCUCGGACCGUCAUCGCAGAAAGAAUCACGAAGAGCGGGUUAAUUUAAGAGUCAAGAACGAGGACAAUAAUCAAGAUACAUCCAGAUCACGAUGAAGAAAGUAAUGACAGCCGCGUAAUUCAGAAUUUCGUUUGUUUUUCUUUUUUUUUUGCUUCACGUCCACAUAUUUAUUAUUUAUCGUUACUUUCCUAUUUACAUCCUACCUAGCGGAUAAUAUUAUUGGACAGUAAAUGAAGUCGCUCGAAGAGCACGAUGAUUCCGUGUAUAUGUGUGUGUAUGUGUGUCUGUGUGAACUCAAAGUGCCGCCGCUCAAGUGAACCACGGCGGCACGUGUCGUCCUAUAGGAUUAAAAAAAAAAUCUCGUUACGCUAUCAUAAAGAAGACAGUGUAUACAGAGAGAGGAAUGUGAGCGCUUCUUCGAACGACCGCGGCGGCAGUAGAAGUUGUAUAUGUUACACGCGAGUUUUUUUUUUUUUUUUAUAACAGUUCGUCAUUCGGUAUAUGAUAUAUAUUCGUGGGUCCGAACCGCGCGCCAAGUCGUGGUGCGUAGGAGAGAACGGCGAUCGGCGGGGAACCGGCGCGGCGAAUCGCACUCGAUGAGAGGCGCGUGUCAUUGGAGUUUCGAAAAUACAACGACCGGCGCCGUCGCCGUCGGGGGAUCGUCGGGCGCCGUUCUCCGGCGGCGCUCGGACCCGCUUAGUUUGGUAAAAGGCACUUUUACUCUACCGACCCAUCAUCUCACGAUGUAGAAAACGUAAUGUAUAAUUUACAGCCUCGCACACACUUGAUUUGUUUGUUUUCUCAGCGCUGAGCGCUCGCAGCGUGUGACGCGCGAUGUCGCGACUAUUACAAACGGCACGCGAAAAGCGUGCGCGGGGCUUCUCCUCGCGGAGCGCCGCGCGGCACCACACGUUCGUCUCACGUUCGCUUCUCUUUCCCUUCCUUCCUUUAUAUAUAUAUAUACAUAUAUAUACAUAUAUAUACAUAUAUGUAUAUAUAUAUAUGUGUAUGUAUGUAUAUGUAUAUAUAUAUAUAUAUAUCUCUCUCUCUAUUUCGCCGUCAGCGUUCGUCUCGCUCCUCGAAGACGAAUCACGCGAUUCAGGAGAUAAAAAAUUCUACAACUCUCGCGCGGCUGCGAUAGAUUUUUUUUUGACGCUGUAUACGUGCACGCCCUUCUUCGUCGCCGUAGAAAAGACUAAUACAAUCUAUCGGAUUGCGCGCGAGAAACACCCUGCGAUCUCGGGGCACCUCGCGCGCAAGAGCGGUACGCGUCGAGCGGAUAAAAUGUUCGGCUUUUCGCUCGCCGUCGAGGCCACUAGGCGGAAGUCGACCCGUUGUACACUCUGAGAUCCUUGUUCUCGGCUUUGCCAUGUCAAGAUGCGAUUUUGUGUGCGUGUGUGUAUGUGUGUGUCUGUGUCUAACUCGGUGAGCAUUUACUUGUGAACUUAGCGACGUGUCACGCGAGUCACGCAGAACCGUUGUAGAUUACACCGGAGUACCUCGGAAACACUGCGCGUAUAGGUAAAAGCUUAAAAAAAAAAAACUCAGGCGAGAUAAUAAAAUGCCGUUGACUAGACCCCAAAAGAAAAAAAAAAAGAAAAGAGAAAAAAAAGGGAA